This is a messenger RNA of Mus musculus (house mouse), 3035 nucleotides long. It is a transcript of the gene Hmgb1, whose product is annotated as high mobility group box 1. Gene Ontology annotation, cellular component: condensed chromosome; cytoplasm; nucleoplasm. NCBI's taxonomy places the organism in Eukaryota, Metazoa, Chordata, Mammalia, Rodentia, Muridae. The transcript has 5 exons. Gene Ontology annotation, molecular function: receptor ligand activity; DNA binding, bending; integrin binding. Bases 353 to 1000 code for a protein of 215 amino acids. Gene Ontology annotation, biological process: T-helper 1 cell activation; apoptotic cell clearance; signal transduction. The record is from RefSeq and is marked reviewed.
GAAUCAAUCCUGCCCGCGCGCGCGCCAGGGCACCCCAACUUUUCACGGGCCCGGUUUGGGAGACAAACAAACAAAAAAAAAGACAAAAAAAAAAAAAAAGAAGAGAGCGUGCCCGACACCCCCGUGGUGGCGGAGGAGGCGGCGGCAGGAGUGGCUUUUGUCCCUCAUCCUUGUUUACUCGGAGAAACUUCAGACCGGACGUGUUUAGUCAGAGCAGAAACGCAUCUCGGGGCCAAAGCGAUAGGAAACUGCGGCCUCUCCGGGCCCCGGCCCAGCGCCGCCUCCGCCCGCCCGCCCGAGCAAAGUUUGAUGCGAACACGGCGUGCUCUAAGAGCUGGAAAAUCAACUAAACAUGGGCAAAGGAGAUCCUAAAAAGCCGAGAGGCAAAAUGUCCUCAUAUGCAUUCUUUGUGCAAACUUGCCGGGAGGAGCACAAGAAGAAGCACCCGGAUGCUUCUGUCAACUUCUCAGAGUUCUCCAAGAAGUGCUCAGAGAGGUGGAAGACCAUGUCUGCUAAAGAAAAGGGGAAAUUUGAAGAUAUGGCAAAGGCUGACAAGGCUCGUUAUGAAAGAGAAAUGAAAACCUACAUCCCCCCCAAAGGGGAGACCAAAAAGAAGUUCAAGGACCCCAAUGCACCCAAGAGGCCUCCUUCGGCCUUCUUCUUGUUCUGUUCUGAGUACCGCCCCAAAAUCAAAGGCGAGCAUCCUGGCUUAUCCAUUGGUGAUGUUGCAAAGAAACUAGGAGAGAUGUGGAACAACACUGCAGCAGAUGACAAGCAGCCCUAUGAGAAGAAAGCUGCCAAGCUGAAGGAGAAGUAUGAGAAGGAUAUUGCUGCCUACAGAGCUAAAGGAAAACCUGAUGCAGCGAAAAAGGGGGUGGUCAAGGCUGAAAAGAGCAAGAAAAAGAAGGAAGAGGAAGAUGAUGAGGAGGAUGAAGAGGAUGAGGAAGAGGAGGAAGAAGAGGAAGACGAAGAUGAAGAAGAAGAUGAUGAUGAUGAAUAAGUUGGUUCUAGCGCAGUUUUUUUUUCUUGUCUAUAAAGCAUUUAACCCCCCUGUACACAACUCACUCCUUUUAAAGAAAAAAAUUGAAAUGUAAGGCUGUGUAAGAUUUGUUUUUAAACUGUACAGUGUCUUUUUUUGUAUAGUUAACACACUACCGAAUGUGUCUUUAGAUAGCCCUGUCCUGGUGGUAUUUUCAAUAGCCACUAACCUUGCCUGGUACAGUCUGGGGGUUGUAAAUUGGCAUGGAAAUUUAAAGCAGGUUCUUGUUGGUGCACAGCACAAAUUAGUUAUAUAUGGGGACAGUAGUUUGGUUUUUUGUUUUUUUUUUUUUUUCUUUUGGUUUUCUUUUUGGGUUUUAUUUUUUUCAUCUUCAGUUGUCUCUGAUGCAGCUUAUACGAAGAUAAUUGUUGUUCUGUUAACUGAAUACCACUCUGUAAUUGCAAAAAAAAAAUUGCGGCUGUUUUGUUGACAUUCUGAAUGCUUCUAAGUAAAUACAAUUUUUUUUAUUAGUAUUGUUGUCCUUUUCAUAGGUCUGAAAGUUUUCUUCUCAAGGGGAAGCUAGUCUUUUGCUUUGCCCAUUUUGGGUCACAUGGAUUAUUAGUGUGUUAUCUUUCAUCUAGUUAGCUGGAAGAGAGCUUUUGUCCACAUGCCCUGCCAUUGUGGUAGGGUAACAUUUUCAUCCAUAGUUGAAGAAUCUCCUAAAUCGUGAUAGUUGGAUAAGAGAUAUUAUAUAACCUACUUGGCAAAGCAAGGAGUGAUCAAUACUGUCACACCGUGGGACUAUUAGGAUCAAGCAAUCUGAACGUCUGUCCUUGAAGGACUGAUAGAAAAGUACCUUCUAAUCCUUACACGAGGACUCUCCUUUAACCGCCAUUACUGUGUAAUGACAGUUAUAUUUUGCAGUUUCCCCUACUAAAGAAGACCUGAGAAUGUAUCCCCAAAAGUGUGAGCUUAAAAUACAAGACUGCUGUACUAUUUGUUGACCUUAGUCCCAGCGAAGGCUAUCACAAGAACGCUGGCUGUAAAGCCUUUGCCCUUCUAUCUAGAUAUGGAUUGCUCAGGAAACUUGACUGUUUAAAGGUAUUUUUAAUUACUUGAGCCAGCUUUUAAAAUUAUGCCACAUUUAAAAUGAAGGGUAUAUUUUCCUAUACUGUGGUUUGUCCCUUUAUGAAUCAGAUACAAGAGGAUAAACUUUGCAUAUUAGUACCAUUUGUCCAAUACAUUUGCUUUUUCUUUAUAAAACCCAAACUCAUUCAUUAAUCAGGUUUAAUCUGCUUAGUUUAGGGAACAAUUUGGCAAUUUUGUGGAUUUUUUUUUGAGAUUAUCGUUCUCUUAAAGUGCCAGUGUUUUAAAUAGCGUUCUUGUAAUUUCACGCGCUUUUGUGAUGGAGUGCUGUUAUAUAAUUUUGACUUGGGUUCUUUACAUUUGCGUUGUUAAUGUAAUUUGAGGAGGAAUACUGAACAUGAGUCCUGGAUGAUACUAAUAAACUAAUAAUUACAGAGGUUUUAAAUAUUAGUUAAAUGACUUUCACUUAAGAAUUUAAGCUUUUGGUCACACUUUAUAAUAGUGCCUUAUAGUAUAAACAACUGAAAGGCUCUUUCCCAUUAACAACCCUUGAUGCUGGGGCCAGUGAGAUAGUGGGUAAAAAGGCAGUUGGCUGCCAACCCUGACAACCGAUGGCAAAAGGAGGGAACCAGCUUCCAAAAUGCUUUGACCAAAUGCUCCCUCCAUUCAUGAACACAGUUUUAAAAUGUUAAAUAGGCUAGAGGGCAGUAAAAACAGGUUUUUUUAUCGAGCAUCCCUAAUCUAUACAUAUGAGGAGCCAUAAUCUGAAUGUUAAGUGAAAAGCGAGGUUGGUCUUAAAGAUUGCACGUGUGUUCUUAAGCCUGUAGAGGACCUCCGCAGGCCGUAAUGGUCUCGAUUACCAACUUAAGAACAAGUGACUGGCUUGGAAACUUGUACUGUUGCUUUAGAACUACCAUUGUGGACAUCUGUUGUUAGUAAGUGAUCCAUUUAAAAGUGAACUCUGCCUCAA